AAAGCUUUUCCUUCACUUUGUGAUGUUUUCUCAUUUUUGAUCUUCAAGCUUACACUCCUGAGUCGGUGCAUCCAAAAUUCUUCGAGAUCAAAGACCGCCUUCGUAAGCUCAUCUUCUUUAUUUAUAUCCAUGGGGAUAUGACCUUCCUGCAACAAAGAGAACAUUUAUAAUCGAAGAUGGAUUCACUUCUUCUCGAAGAUUUUGGGCAGAAGGUGGAUUUGACCCGACGAAUUCGGGAGGUUUUGUUGAACUAUCCGGAGGGAACCACCGUGCUCAAGGAGCUCAUACAGAACGCCGAUGACGCCGGAGCUACCCGGGUACGCCUCUGCCUUGAUCGCCGGGUUCACGGGUCGGGUUCUCUGCUAUCGGACUCUUUGGCUCAGUGGCAGGGUCCUUCUCUCUUGGCCUACAAUGAUGCUGUUUUCACCGAGGAGGAUUUCGUCAGUAUCUCCAGAAUUGGUGGGAGUGGCAAGCACGGCCAGGCUUGGAAGACUGGUCGAUUUGGGGUUGGCUUCAAUUCGGUAUACCAUUUGACUGAUAUACCUUCUUUUGUGAGUGGAAAAUACGUGGUAUUGUUUGAUCCUCAGGGUGCUUAUCUUCCAAAUAUUUCUGCAGCAAAUCCAGGGAAGAGAAUUGAUUUUGUUGGUUCCUCAGCUCUCUCUCAGUAUGAGGAUCAGUUUACUCCUUACUGUACCUUUGGCUGUGACAUGAAAAAUCCUUUUCAUGGUACUUUAUUCCGUUUCCCUUUGAGGAGCCCAGAGCAGGCAGCUUCUAGUAGGCUCUCAAGGCAAGCCUACUUUGAAGAUGACAUUUCUUUGAUGUUUGAUCAACUUUUCGAGGAGGGCGUUUUCUCGUUGCUCUUUCUUAAAUGUGUAUUAUCCAUUGAGAUGUACACAUGGGAUGCUGGAGAUCCAGAGCCCAAAAAAAUUUAUUCAUGUUCGGUCAGCUCACCAAAUAAUGAUACUGUGUGGCAUCGGCAGGCAGUUCUUAGACUGUCGAAGACAUCUAUUUCUGGAGACAGGGAGAUGGAUUCAUUCACUCUGGAAUUCUUAAGCGAGUCUGUAAAUGGAAGCCAAAGUAAACGAAAAACAGACAGAUUUUACAUAGUUCAAACAAUGGCAUCAGCGUCUAGCAGAAUUGGUUCGUUUGCCGCCACUGCUUCCAUAGAAUAUGAUAUUCAUUUGCUACCAUGGGCUUCAGUUGCAGCUUGCAUAUCGGAUGAUUCAUCAGAGAAUAAUUUCCUAAAGCUUGGGCAUGCUUUCUGCUUUCUUCCAUUGCCUGUACGAACUGGAUUGACGGUACAAGUCAACGGAUACUUUGAGGUGUCAUCAAAUCGUCGCGGAAUUUGGUAUGGCGAAGAUAUGGACAGGAGUGGGAAAGUUCGUUCAGCGUGGAAUAGGCUUCUCCUGGAAGAUGUGGUAGCACCCAGUUUUGCACGAUUGCUUCUUUGUUUGAGAGAAGUGCUUGAUCCCAGGGAUUCUUACUACUCCUUAUGGCCAAGUGGAUCUUUUGAAGCACCAUGGAGCAUUUUAGUUGAGGAAAUUUACAAAAACGUCUGCAAUGCUCCUGUGCUGUUUUCGGAUCUUGAAGGGGGGAAAUGGGUAUCCCCUGCCGACGCUUACCUUCAUGAUGAAGAAUUUUCAAGGAGCAAAGAACUUGGUGAUGCCUUGCUGCAGCUUGAAAUGCCUAUCGUGUGCCUCCCAAGACCAGUUUUUGAUAUGCUUUUGAAGCAACCUUCUUUUUUUCUUCCAAAAGUGGUUACUCCGGAUAGAGUGCGCAACUUUCUCAAAGGAUGCAAAACGCUCUCCUCUUUGAAAAAAUCUUCGAAGCUAGUGUUAUUGGAGUACUGCCUGGAUGAUCUGACUGAUGAUAGUGUUUGCACUCAAGCCAGCAACCUGAAGCUACUUCCAUUAGCAAAUGAUGACUUUGGCUUCUUUUCCGAAAGUGCAGAAGGUGUCUCCUAUUUUAUUUGUGACGAAUUGGAGCAUAUGCUAUUACAGAAAGUUUAUGACAGAGUAAUUGAUAGGAACAUUCCUCCAGGUUUAUAUAGCAGACUUUUUGCCAUUGCAGAGUCACAAACAGCAAAUCUUACAAUUUUCAGUAUCCAAAGUUUGCUUCAGUUAUUUCCAAGGCUUGUACCUGCUGAAUGGAAAUACAGAACCAAGAUUUCCUGGCAUCCAGAUUCCAACCCAGACCAUCCUUCGUCAUCAUGGUUUAUUAUCUUCUGGCAAUAUCUUGAGAAACAGUGUCAGAGCCUUUCAUUAUUCUGUGAUUGGCCAAUCUUGCCAUCCACAUCUGGCUAUUUGUAUAUAGCCUCUCCGCAAUCAAAAUUGAUCAACGCGGAGAAGCUUGCCGAUGCAGUCAGAAAUGUCUUGGAGAAGAUUGGUAGCAAAAUAUUAAACAACAAUUUUAAAGUUGAACAUUCAGAUUUGUCCUCCUUUGUUUCGGAUGCUAGUUACACAGGCGUCUUAGAAUCCGUUUUUGAUGCUGCCUCUUCGGAUAUGGUUGGGGUACAAAAUUUAAUUUAUAAUUUGAAUGUUGAAGAGAAGGAUGAGCUUCGUAAUUUUCUUUUGGAUCCAAAAUGGCACAUAGGACAUCAGAUUGGCGAUCUAUACCUCAGAAUCUGCAAGAAUUUGCCCAUUUAUCGUGUGUAUGGAGAUAUAUGUGAUCAAGAAUCUGAUUAUUCUGAUCUUGUUAAUCCUCCUAAGUACUUACCUCCAUUAGAUGUGCCUGCCUGUCUUCUAGGAUGUGAGUUUAUUCUUAGCUGUCAAGGCAGCGAAGAAGAUAUUUUGCAGAGGUAUUAUGGCAUUGAGAGAAUGAGGAAAAGUCAUUUUUACAGACAAAAUGUUUUCAACAGAAUUGAAGUUUUGCAACCUGAAAUUCGUGAUCAGGUGAUGGUUUCUAUUUUACAGAAUCUUCCACAACUGUGUAUGGAAGAUAGAUUCUUAAGGGAAGAAUUGCAGAACCUAGAGUUUGUUCCAACUGUAAAUGGUCCUCUUAAACGCCCAUCUGUUUUAUACGAUCCUCGUAAUGAAGAGUUAUAUGCUUUGUUGGAAGAUUCAGAUUGUUUCCCUGGUAGUAGAUUCCAGGGAUCUGCGAUCUUGGAGAUGCUUCAAGGUUUGGGCCUCAGAACAACUGUUUCUCCUGAGACAAUUUUAGAGAGUGCACGAUUGGUGGAGCGGGUGAUGCACAUGGAUCUGGAAAAGGCUCAUACACGAGGUAAAGUGCUUUUUUCAUUUUUAGAAGUCAAUGCUGUGAAGUGGCUGCCUGAUCAGUCGAGUGAAGAUGAUGGAGCUAUAAACAGGAUUUUUUCAAGAGCUGCGACGGCUUUCAGACCAAGAAAUCUGACAUGUAACCUUGUUAAGUUCUGGAGUGAACUUAAAAUGAUUUGCUGGUGCCCCGUUUUAGUGUCUGCUCCAUUUCAAACUUUACCAUGGCCAGUUGUGACAUCUACUGUUGCUCCUCCGAAGCUUGUACGUCCGAAAACAGAUAUGUGGCUUGUGUCUGCAUCCAUGCGGAUACUUGAUGGUGAAUGUUCUUCUACAGCUCUUGCAUAUAAUUUGGGGUGGUUAUCACAUCCAGGAGGAAGUGCAAUUGCGGCUCAGUUGCUUGAACUUGGAAAGAACAAUGAAAUUCUGAUUGAUCAGGUUCUUCGGCAGGAACUAGCUUUGGCGAUGCCAAAGAUAUACUCAAUUCUUGCAAGUUUACUUGGUUCAGAUGAGAUGGACAUAGUUAAGGCUGUACUUGAAGGUAGUCGCUGGAUCUGGGUAGGGGAUGGAUUCGCAACUUUGAGUGAGGUUGUUCUUGAUGGCCCUCUUCAUCUAGUUCCCUACGUUCGUGUCAUACCUAUCGACUUAGCUGUUUUUAGGGGAUUGUUCGUUGAACUUGGUGUUCGAGAAUUUUUAACUCCAUCUGAUUAUGCUGAUGUUUUAUCUAGAAUAGCUGUAAGGAAAGGUAUUUCACCUCUGGAUCCACAAGAAACGAGGGCAGCUGUGCUAAUUGCGCAGCAGUUGGCUGAAGCGCAAUUUCUUGACAGAGUCACAAUCUAUUUACCUGAUGUUUCUGGUCGACUCUUCCCUUCAAGUGAUUUGGUCUAUAAUGACGCUCCAUGGUUGACCGCCUCAGACAAUCAUAACAGCUCAUUUAGUGCCGAGUCUACAAUGCUAUUGAAUGCAAAAAGAACAACGCAAAAAUUUGUCCACGGUAACAUAUCGAAUGAGGUAGCAGAGAAACUUGGUGUUCGCUCACUUCGUAGAGUCUUGCUGGCGGAAAGCGCUGAUUCAAUGAAUUUUAGUUUAUCUGGAGCUGCUGAGGCCUUUGGACAGCAUGAGGCAUUGACCACCAGACUUAAACACAUACUAGAGAUGUAUGCUGAUGGGCCUGGGAUUCUUUUUGAGCUGGUUCAAAACGCGGAAGAUGCAGGAGCUUCUGAGGUGACAUUCCUUUUGGAUAGGACUCAUUAUGGGACUUCUUCACUCCUCUCUCCUGAAAUGGCAGAUUGGCAAGGCCCUGCUCUGUAUUGUUUCAACGACUCGGUUUUUACACAACAAGAUAUGUAUGCAAUCUCACGCAUUGGUCAAGCAAGCAAACUUGAAAAACCUUUUGCGAUUGGAAGAUUUGGGCUGGGCUUUAACUGUGUUUAUCAUUUCACAGAUAUCCCGGCAUUUGUUUCUGGUGAAAACAUUGUUAUGUUUGAUCCUCAUGCCAAUCAUUUACCUGGUAUCUCUCCAACUCACCCAGGCUUGCGGAUUAAAUUUGCGGGAAGAAAUAUAUUGGAUCAGUUUCCUGAUCAAUUUGCACCAUUCUUGCAUCUUGGUUGUGACUUAGAGCAUACAUUUCCUGGAACACUCUUUCGGUUUCCUCUUAGAAACGCAAGUGCUGCUCCCAGAAGCCAAAUAAAGAAAGAAAUCUAUGCUCCUGAAGACGUGUUAUCCCUCUUCACUUCCUUUUCUGGUGUAGUUUCGGAGGCCUUAGUUUUCCUGCGGAAUGUAAAAUCGGUAUCCAUUUUUAUUAAGGAGGGAGCUGGUCAUGAAAUGCAGUUACUGCAUCGCGUUUGCAAAGAUGACCAUGUUGGCAAAGAUACUGAACCAAAGCCAUCUAGUCAAGUGUUUAGUCUACUUGAUGAAAAUCUUUCUGCUGGAAUGAAUAAAGAUCAGCUACUAAAAAAACUAAGCAGCACUGUGGUUAAAGAUGUUCCAUAUAAAUGCCAGAAGAUUGUGGUGACCGAGCAAGAUUCUUCGGGCUGUACUUCACAUGGAUGGAUAACAGGUGAAUGUCUGAAUGCUGGGGUAAGUAAAAAGCACUUGAACCUUCCAGAAUUGUCCCAUAAGUUGAUACCAUGGGCUAGUGUUGCCGUGCUUAUAAAUUCUGUCAAGAGUGAUAAUGUAGAGAACAUGGCUGCUAGCAAUUCUGAUAUAUUUGGACCAUCCGCAAUUUCAGUUCAGAAUAGAAGAACUUUUGGGGGGCGUGCUUUCUGCUUUCUGCCUUUACCUAUUACUACUGGCCUCCCGGCGCAUAUCAAUGCAUACUUUGAAUUGUCAUCCAACAGGAGGGAUCUUUGGUUUGGUAAUGACAUGGCAGGGGAUGGAAAAGUACGGUCGGAUUGGAAUCUUUACUUGAUCGAGGAAGUUGUUGUACCAGCUUAUGGUCAUUUGCUUGAAAAAAUUGCAUCUGAACUUGGUCCAUGUGAUUUGUUCUUCUCUGUCUGGCCAGUAACUCUAGGAGCAGAACCUUGGGCAUCCUUGGUUCGGAAGCUCUACAGUUUUGUUGCGAAUAACGGACUUCGUGUAUUAUAUACCAAAGCAAGAGGGGGCCAAUGGAUUUCAACUAAGCAAGCAAUAUACCCUGAUUUCAGCUUUCUUAAGGCAGAGGUGCUAGUUGAUGUCCUUGCAGACGCUGGCCUCCCUGUUAUUAAUAUCUCAAAGUCAGUUGCGGAAAGAUUCGGAGAGGCCUGUUCAUCUUUGCAUUUUAUGACACCCCAAUUGUUAAGGACCCUUUUGACCCGGCGAAAACGUGAGUUUAGGGAUAGGCAUGGCUUGGUAUUGGCACUAGAAUACUGUCUUCUUGAUUUAAAAGUUCCUUUCAUGGCUGAUCUUCUUUAUGGUCUACCCCUGCUACCUCUUGCUGAUGGUUCAUUUACGACUUUUAACAAGAAUGAGACUGCCGAGAGAAUUUUUUUCGCAGAAGAGAAUGGGUAUGAACUUUUGAAGGAUUCACUUCCUAACCAGCUCGUUGACCGUGAAGUGACCGAAGGAAUUUAUAGUAAGCUGUUGGCUGUAGCACAAAGCGAAGAAUCAUGCAUAUGUCUUCUCUCUUGCAGUUUGCUUGAGAAGCUCUUUUUUAAGCUACUGCCAGCAGAUUGGCAUCUCUCAGAAAAGAUACUUUGGACACCUGGCCAACAAGGACAUCCGACAGUAGAGUGGCUAAGGGUACUGUGGAGCUAUCUUAAGUUAUCUUGUGAUGACCUCUCAAUAUUUUCUAAGUGGCCCAUAUUGCCAGUUGAAGAUCAGUGUCUCAUGAAACUAACUGUAAAUUCAAACGUUAUUCGAGAUGAUGGCUGGAGCGAGAACAUGUCUUCAUUAUUGCUGAAAUGUGGAUGCCGGUUCUUAAAUCGUGAGCUUCCAAUAGAGCACCCUCACUUGGAAACAUUUGUUCAGCCACCAACAGCAGCGGGCAUUUUGAAUGCACUUCUUACGGUUUCUGGUGGGCAAGAAAACAUAAAGGGGAUUUUUCGUAAUGUUUCAGAAGGAGAAUUGCAUGAGCUACGGAAUUUUAUUCUUCAGUCAAAGUGGUUUUCUGGUGGACAAAUGAAUGAUGUCCACUUGGAGACCAUCAAACACCUCCCCAUAUUUGAGUCGUACAAAAACAGAAAACUUGUGAGUUUGAACUGCCCAGUUAAGUGGCUAAAACCUGAUGGCAUCAGAGAGGAUCUGUUGGAUGAUGAUUUUGUACGCUUAGACUCAGAGAGGGAAAGAGCCAUCUUCAAAAGAUACUUACAAAUAGAAGAGCCCUCGAGAAUGGAAUUUUACAAAGCUUGUGUACUUAAUCGUAUGUCUGAAUUCCUUUCUCAGCAAGAAGCCUUGUUGGCCAUUUUGCAUGAUCUAUAUGAGCUGGUCGCCGAUGAUGUUUCCCUUCAGUGUGCAUUAUCUACAACCCCUUUUGUUCUCGCAGCUAAUGGAUUAUGGCAACAACCUUCCAGGCUAUAUGAUCCUCGUGUUCCUGGGCUACAGGAGCUUCUUCACAAAGAAGUCUACUUUCCUUCUGAUAAAUUCUUAGAUUCUAAGAUCCUGGAUGCCUUGGUUGGUCUUGGACUUAGAACAACUCUGGAUUGCUCUGCCUAUUUGGAUGCUGCUAGAAGUGUGUCAAUUCUACACGACUCAGGAGAUCUAGAAGCAUCGAGAUAUGCAAGAAGACUAUUUUUCCAUAUCAAAACUCUAUCUGUCAAACUAUCAUCCAAGACAGGUGAAGCCAGCCAUGAUGAAUCACAAAAUCUAAUGUCCAUGACAAGUGAAGACUCGCCUGAUGGAGAAACCUAUCCUGAAUAUGAAACCGAGACUAGCUAUCUCGGGAACUUGCUCACUGAACAAUCCGAGGAUGAGUUUUGGUGUCAACUGAGGUCUAUCCCAUGGUGUCCUAUUUCUCUUGAUCCGCCAAUAGAAGGAAUUCCAUGGCUUGAAUCUAGUAACUUGGUGGCAUCUCCAGAUAGAGUAAGACCCAAGUCUCAGAUGUUUUUGGUGUCUGCCACAAUGCACUUGCUGGAUGGUGAGUGCCAUUCAUCAUAUCUACUUCAGAAAUUUGGGUGGAUGGACUGUUUAAAAAUUGAUGUCCUGUGCAGACAACUAAUUGAGAUAUCAAAGUCGUAUAAAGAACAGAAGUCUCGUUCGUCAAUAAAUCCUGAUUUUGAGAGCAUGUUACAAAGUCAAAUUCCUCUACUCUAUACGAGACUGCAAGAACAUGCUAGGGAAAAUGAUUUUCAUGCUCUUACAUCAGCACUAAAUGGUGUUCCUUGGGUGUGGCUUGGGGAUGAUUUUGUCUCUGCUGAUGUUCUUGCUUUUGAUUCUCCAGUGAAGUUUACCCCUUAUCUAUAUGUUGUCCCUUCAGAAUUAUCGGACUUUAAGGAACUGCUUCUAGAACUAGGGGUGAGGCUUAAUUUUGAUCCGGCAGAUUAUAUGAACACUCUGCAACACUUGCAGAAUGAUAUCAAAGGAUCACCGUUAACAGACGAACAGAUAUAUUUUGUCCUUUGUGUUCUUGAAGCCAUUGCAGACUGUUUCUCCGAGACAUCACAAGAUUGUGAUAAAAAUUUAUUGCUAGUUCCUGAUAUCUCUGGACUUUUGGUCCCAUUGGAGGAUCUUGUUUAUAAUGAUGCACCAUGGGUGGACAGCAGUUCUCUUUCUGGGAAAAGGUUUGUGCAUCCUAGCAUCAACAAUGACAUGGCUAAUAGAUUGGGAAUACAGUCUCUUCGUUGUAUCUCCUUGGUGGAUAAUGAUAUUACCCAAGAUCUUCCUUGUAUGGAGUUCACAAAAUUGAACGAGCUUCUAUCUUUAUAUGGCAGCAAAGAUUUCUUGUUUUUCGAUCUUCUUGAGUUAGCUGAUUGCUGCAGGGUUAAAAAGCUGCACAUAAUCUUUGACAAGAGAGAGCACUCUCGCAAGUCAUUGCUGCAGCAUAAUUUAGGUGAAUUUCAAGGCCCUGCUCUAGUUGCCAUAUUAGAAGGGGCUACAUUGACCAGAGAGGAGGUUUGUAGUCUUCAGCUUCUUUCACAGUGGAGAGUUAAGGGUGAAACUCUCAACUAUGGGUUGGGCCUUCUUAGCUGUUACUUCAUGUGUGAUCUUCUCUAUAUUGUUUCUGGUGGCUACUUUUACAUGUUUGAUCCCCGAGGAGCGACCCUUUCUGCAUCCACGACUCAGGCUCCCGCUGGAAAGAUGUUCUCCUUGAUAGGUACGAAUUUGGUCGAGCGAUUCACUGAUCAAUUUAAUCCCAUGCUAAUUGGCCAAGAUAAGGCAUGGUCAUUGACAGAUUCUACCAUUAUUCGGAUGCCUUUAUCAUCUGAAAUAUUGAAAGAUGGGAUUGAGGCGGGGUUAUAUAGAGUGAAGGAAAUCGCUGACCAGUUUUUGGAGAAUGCCUCCCGAAUCCUCAUUUUCUUGAAGUCAGUUUCGCAGGUUUCAUAUUCCACAUGGGAGCAAGGAAAUGCAGAACCACAUCAAGACUACGCGCUGCAUAUUGAUUCAGCAUCAGCUAUCAUGAGGAAUCCUUUCUCGGAGAAAAAAUGGAGAAAGUUUCAACUUUCUAGGUUGUUUAGUAGCUCAAGCUCUGCUGUUAAAUCACACAUAAUAGAGGUUAACCUUCAAAUAGGAGAAAAUAAACUUCUGGAUAGAUGGCUUGUUGUUCUUAGCAUGGGCUCUGGACAAUCACGAAACAUGGCUCUUGACAGGAGGUAUCUAGCGUACAAUUUGACACCUGUUGCUGGAGUUGCUGCACAUGUAUCUCGAAAUGGUCGUCCUGUUGAUGUUCAUCCAGCCAGCCCCAUAAUGUCUCCUUUGCCUUUGUCUGGUAGUGUGAAUCUACCUGUCACCAUCCUUGGAUGCUUCCUUAUUCGGAAUAAUUGUGGUCGUUUUCUCUUCAAAAAUCUGAAUGAGAGAGCUAUGUCAGAGCCACAGCUUGAUGCUGGAGAGAAAUUGAUUGAUGCAUGGAACAGAGAAUUAAUGUCAUGUGUUCGCGAUUCUUACAUAGAAAUAGUGGUGGAGAUGGAAAGGCUAAGGCGAGAACAUUCAAGCUCUUCAAUUGAGUCAAGUACAGCACGUCAGCUGGCCCUUUCUCUUAAAUCAUAUGGUCAUCAGUUGUAUUCCUUCUGGCCACGAUCUAAUCAACAUGCUUUGCUUACCCAACAUGACGGUGCUCUAGCAACAGAAGUGCUCCAGCCAGAGUGGGAAUGUUUGGUUGAACAAGUUAUAAGGCCGUUUUAUGCUCGGGUCGCUGAGCUUCCUCUAUGGCAGCUUUACUCAGGAAAUUUGGUCAAGGCUGAAGAGGGUAUGUUUCUAACACAACCUGGUAGUGAGGUUGCUGUUAAUUUGCUUCCUGUUACAGUUUGCAGCUUUGUGAAGGAGCAUUACCCUGUGUUUUCCGUGCCUUGGGAAUUGUUGGCUGAAGUCCAGGCAGUAGGGAUUCCGGUUCGAGAAGUUAAACCAAAGAUGGUUCGCGAUCUUCUUAGGAAGUCAUCUGCAUCUAUUGAUCUCCGAUCUGUUGAUACUUAUAUUGAUGUACUUGAAUAUUGUCUCUCAGAUAUUCAAUUCAGUGGAGCACUUAACCCGGAUAACAUAGAAGAAGGAAACAAUACUUCUGCUGCAAUGUCGAUGCCUACUCAAGCUCAGGCUGGCUCAAGUGAUGCUUUUGAAAUGAUGACAAGCCUAGGGAAGGCGUUGUUUGAUUUUGGUAGAGUUGUUGUUGAAGAUAUUGGCCGUGCUGGAAAUAGUAAUAGUAGAUAUAGUAAUGUUGACCCGAGGUUUCUAUCUGCAAUUAAUGAACUUAAAGGAUUACCAUGCCCGACUGCAACAAAUCAUUUAACACGUUUGGGUAUUUCUGAGCUAUGGUUGGGAAACAAGGAGCAGCAGGCAUUAAUGUUGCCUGUAUCUGCACAAUUUAUCCAUCCAAAAGUGUUUGACAGAUCGAGCUUGGCUGACAUAUUCUUGAAGUCUUCAGUUCAAGCAUUUUUAAAGUUAAGGAGCUGGUCUCUUCCUUUACUGGCCAGUAAUAUGAAAUAUCUUUUUCAUGACCAUUGGGUUAAUUAUAUCUCGGAAUCGAAUGUUGUACCAUGGUUUUCGUGGGAAAGUACAUCCAGUUCUAGUGAUGAUAGUGGUCCCUCGCCUGAAUGGAUAAGGCUCUUUUGGAAGAAUUUUAAUGGAUCAGCAGAUGAGCUCUCUCUCUUUUCGGACUGGCCUUUGAUUCCUGCAUUCCUUGGCAGACCUAUUUUAUGCCGUGUAAGGGAGAGACAAUUGAUCUUCUUUCCACCACCGCCUUUGCAGCCAAUCUCUAGAAGUGGUGCUGAUAUGCAUCAGAGAGAUAGUGAUAUGCCCACGACGUCAACAUCAGUAAGUGAUGGUUCUUUAUCUGAGUUAGUACAACACUAUGUUUCAGGCUUCGACCUAGCACAGAGAGAGCAUCCUUGGCUGAUUGUACUGCUUAACCAAUGCAACAUACCUGUUUUUGAUGCUGCAUAUAUUGAUUGUGCUGAGAGAAGCAAGUGUCUGCCUUCAUCAAGCGUGUCACUUGGCCAAGCGAUUGCCUCCAAGCUUGCUGAAGGAAAACGAGCUGGCUACAUUGUUGGUAUCGCUUCCUUCCCCAUGUCUGGCCGUGAUGAGCUUUUUACCCUUUUGGCUAAUGAUUUCUCUUCCAGUGGCUCAAGUUAUCAAUCAUAUGAACUUGAAGUACUAAGCUCACUUCCUAUAUUUAAGACUGUCACUGGGUCGUAUACGCAUUUGCAAAGGCAGGCUUUGUGCAUAAUCGCUGGAAAUUCCUUCCUCAAACCAUAUGAUGAAUGUUGCUUUUGCUAUUUUCCAGAUUCAGUUGAAUGUCACUUUCUCCAAGCCCUUGGGGUCGCUGUGUUGCAUAAUCAUCAGACUUUAGUAAGGUUUGGGUUAGCUGGGUUUGAAAGCAGAUCUCAAUCUGAACAAGAAGAUAUACUAAUUUAUCUAUAUGGAAAUUGGCUAGAUUUAGAAGCCGAUUCUACUGUGAUUGAAGCUAUUAGGGAGGCUAAAUUUGUUAGAAAUUCUGAUGAAUUCUCCUCUGAGCUGUCAAAACCGAAGGACCUGUUUGAUCCUUCAGAUACAUUACUAGUGUCAGUCUUUUUUGGUGAAAGAAAACGCUUUCCUGGAGAAAGAUUCUCUUCCGAAGGCUGGCUUCGCAUUCUACGAAAAGCUGGCCUUCGAACUGCAGCGGAAGCCGAUGUCAUACUUGAGUGUGCCAAGAGGGUGGAAUUUCUGGGUAUCGAGCGUAAUAGAUCCUCUGAAGAAGAUUAUUUUGAAACGGAUCUUGUGUAUUCUGAGAAGGAUAUUUCAGUUGAAUUAUCAACAUUAGCAGGAUCCGUACUUGAAGCUAUAUUUUCAAACUUUGCUGGUUUUUAUAGCACCGCAUUCUGCAACAGUCUUGGUCAGAUUGCUUGCGUACCUGCUGAAUCAGGGUUCCCAAGUAUUGGUGGCAGAAAAGGUGGCAAAAGAGUCCUUACAAGUUACAGCGAAGCUGUUCUUUUACGGGACUGGCCCCUAGCCUGGAGCUCUGUUCCUAUUCUUUCAAGUCAACGAUUCAUUCCACCUGACUAUUCAUGGACAGCAUUUCGCCUAAGAAGUCCUCCGAUUUUCUCGACUGUUCUUAAACACUUACAGGUAAUCGGACGGAAUGGUGGUGAAGACACUCUUGCUCACUGGCCCAAUGAUCCAAAUGUGAUGACCAUUGAUGAUGCUUCUUGUGAGGUUUUGAAGUACCUGGAAAAAAUUUGGGGGUCCCUAACUUCUUCAGAUAUUUUGGAGUUGCAAAAAGUGGCCUUUUUACCAGCUGCAAAUGGAACACGCUUGGUGGGCGGAAGCUCCCUUUUUGUUCGCCUACCAAUCAACCUAUCACCUUUUGCUUUUGAACUUCCUAGUCUCUAUCUACCUUUUCUGAAGAUCCUUAAAGAUUUGGGACUUAACGAUGUUCUUUCAGUUGGUGGUGCAAAGGAAAUCCUCUCCAAAUUACAAAACGUAUGUGGUUAUCGGCGUCUGAACCCGAAUGAGCUUCGAGCUGUUAUGGAAAUUCUUCAUUUUCUCUGCGAUGAAAUAAAUACGACAAAGGCACCCGAUGAUUCCACCGUUAAAUCAGAUGUGAUAGUCCCAGAUGAUGGCUGCAGGCUUGUCCAUGCACGAUCUUGUGUUUACGUCGAUUCCUUUGGGUCACGCUAUGUGAAAUACAUAGAUACCGCAAGGUUGAGACUUGUUCAUCCACGUCUUCCGGAGAGGAUCUGUCUAGAUUUGGGUGUCAGAAAGCUUUCUGAUGUGGUUAUUGAGGAACUUGAAAGUGCUGAAUAUAUUCAAACCUUAGACAACAUAGGGUCCAUAUCACUCAAGGCUAUCAGAAGGAAGUUGCAGAGCGAAUCGUUUCAAGCUGCUAUAUGGACUGUGAGCCGUCAGACCACAACCGUGGAUGACUUAUCUUUUGAAGAUGUGCAACAUUCUCUUCAAUCUGCUGCAGAGAAAAUUGAAUUCGUCAGAAACAUAUACACUCGAUUUCUUCUCCUGCCAAAUUCUGUAGACGUUACCCUCGUGUCGAAGGAGUCCAUGAUUCCUGAAUGGGAGAAUGAAUCGCAUCAUCGAACAAUGUAUUAUAUCAACCGUCACAGAACAUCUAUCUUAGUUUCUGAACCGCCUGGAUACAUUUCUUUCCUGGAUGUCAUGGCAACAGUGGUGAGCGAGGUUUUAGGCUUUCCAACUUCCCUGCCUAUAGGAUCUUUAAUUUCAUGUCCUGAGGGAUCUGAAACUGAAAUUGCCGCUUGCCUAAGACUGUGCCCUUAUGCUCUUACAAACACCGGCGCAGCUGAUAGUUCUAUUGGCCAAGAGAUAAUGCCCCAGGAUGCUGUACAGGUACAGCUUCACCCUUUGAGGCCAUUCUACAAAGGGGAGAUUGUUGCUUGGAAAAUCCAACAAGGAGAUAAGCUGAGAUACGGUAGAGUCCCAGAGGAUGUUCGACCUUCUGCAGGCCAAGCCCUUUAUAGAUUUAAGGUUGAAAUGUCACCUGGAGAGACUGGUUUAUUACUUUCAUCUCAAGUUUUCUCCUUCCGAGGCACGUCAAUUGAAAAUGAAGGUCCCACGACUUUACCCGAGGUGAUCCCAACAGUAUCUGAUGACAGAUCUCAAGAAACUUCAGAAAGUUCCAGAACUAACAAAACAAGUUCUAGCCAGCCUAUGAAUGAAAUGCAAUAUGGUCGAGUAACAGCUAAAGAGUUAGUUGGGGCAGUCCACGAGAUGCUCUCUGCAGCUGGAAUCAAUAUGGAACUGGAGAAUCAGUCUCUACUACAAAGAACCAUAACACUUCAAGAAGAACUCAAGGACUCUCAAGCAGCAUUCAUACUUGAGCAGGAGAGAGCAGAGGCUUCCCUGAAGGAAGCAGAGACCGCGAAAUCACAAUGGGUUUGUAAGAUAUGUCUGAUCAAAGAAGUGGACAUGACCAUUGUCCCAUGCGGACACGUCUUGUGUCGCGUAUGUUCAGCUUCAGUCUCUAGAUGUCCCUUUUGUCGCCUUCAAGUCACAAGAACUAUCCGAAUCUUCCGACCGUAAUUAACACCAAAUAUCACCAUUUAUUUAUCAAAGGUUUUGUCCUCUAUACAACAUUUUCUUGUGUAUAUAAGUAUAGGGUAUGUUUUCACUUUGUAUCUUCUUCAAGUAAAGAAAACAUUAUUCCUAGC
Eutrema salsugineum is the source of this 14425-nucleotide messenger RNA. RefSeq names its product sacsin. The record is from RefSeq and is a predicted model, not a curated record. NCBI's taxonomy places the organism in Eukaryota, Viridiplantae, Streptophyta, Magnoliopsida, Brassicales, Brassicaceae. The coding region runs from base 177 to 14297 and encodes 4706 amino acids. The transcript has 13 exons. Gene Ontology annotation, molecular function: Hsp70 protein binding.